Molecule: messenger RNA, 3632 nt
Organism: Mycena citricolor
Lineage: Eukaryota; Fungi; Basidiomycota; Agaricomycetes; Agaricales; Mycenaceae
Source: the annotation of a GenBank genome assembly
GAUGUCAAGAUUUCUCCAGCUUUCGGCUUCCGGCCUUCGUCUCUUGGCGAGACUCCACCGUCGUCGCAUUUGAUGCUCUGUACUCGCAGAGCGCACAUAACGACCCAUGUCCUCUUCAGAACUCUCUCGCAGACCCGCCUCGCUGCGUGCUGAAGUGAAGGAUGAACAACCCAACUCAAGAGUGUCGUCUAGUCAACCCUCUACCAUUCACCCCGCCAUCAGACCCAAGUCAAAAAGUCUAUUGGGAUGGCUCAGAGGGAUCGGUUCGGGAAUGUCUAAGGACAUAGCGGCUAGAAUACCGUUCUACCUGAGUGAUUGGACCGACGCUUGGAACUAUCGAGUGAUACCAGCGACUGCUUUGAUUUUCUUUGCCAACGUUCUUCCUGGAAUUGCGUUCUCUUUGGAUCUCAUUGAAACGACCAAUCAAUAUGGAGUGUCCGAAGUUCUGCUGUCCUCAUUCAUGGCGGCCUUCGUGUUUUCUGUCUUUGGUGUACAGCCACUGACCAUUGCGGGAGUGACGGGACCGAUCACUGUGUUCAACAAAACGAUCUUCACGAUCACUCAAGGAGCGAAGGACAGGCCGGACUAUCUGCACUUCGUCGGUUGGGUGUACCUAUGGGCUGCCAUUCUGCACUGGAUCACGGCGGCUCUGAACUUCUGCAACUUCCUAAAAUAUGUGACAUUGUUUCCCUGCGAUACAUUUGGAUUCUACGUCGCUUGGGUGUACCUGCAGUAUGGUGUCCAGGUGCUGACACGACAACUCGACGGGAACCCGCAGAACGCGCCAGGGCCGCUCGUCUCGAUCGUUGUCGCGCUCCUGAUGCUCGUGACAUCAUUUCUCUUCCAGUCGCUGUCGGCCCAGAACCUGUUUCAUCGACACACGCGCCGAUUUCUCGCAGACUACGGCAUGCCCAUAUCCUUGAUCGCAUCCUCCGCCAUGGCGUACUGGGGCCGUUUCAACGCCGCGAAUACAGCCACCCUUCCCGUCGGAGCCGCAUUCCAGCCUGCCGGAGGGAGAGAGUGGCUGGUCAAAUUUUGGGAACUGGAUGGGAAAUGGGUCGGGAUCGCCUUCCCAUUUGGAUUCAUUCUUUGGGUUCUCUUCUUUUUCGAUCACAACGUCUCGUCCUUGAUGGCUCAGGGCGCUGAAUUCCCAUUGCGCAAGCCUCCUGGAUUCCACUGGGACUUUUUCCUCCUGGGGAUCACGACGUUCAUCGCCGGUUUGCUCGGACUCCCGGCACCCAACGGUUUAAUCCCUCAAGCACCGAUUCAUACGACAUCGCUGCUCGUCAUGCAGCACGGUAGGCCCGAAGCAGACAAGGAAGAUCAGAGAUCAGAUAGCUUGGACUUCGUUGAGCGACCGAUAGCCGUUGUGGAGCAGCGUGUCUCCAAUCUCGCUCAGGGGGCACUCUGUCUGGUGCUUCUCACCGGUCCUUUCCUGCAUGUGCUGCAUCUGAUCCCUCGCGGAGUUCUGGCUGGCCUGUUCUGGUUCAUGGGAGCCGAUGCGCUGCGUGGAAAUGGGAUCACGCAGAAGCUUCUCUACUUUCUCCGUGACAAGCACCUGACACCACCGGACGAACCGCUCAGAAAAGUGCGAAAGUCACGAAUCUUGUUAUUUGUUGGUGUCCAGCUUGUCGGAUUCGGCGCUACUUUUGCCAUCACACAAACCAUCGCGGCGAUCGGUUUCCCGGUGGUCAUAAUGCUCCUCAUCCCUCUGCGAGUGUGGAUCGUCCCACGAUUGCCGUUCACAGCCGAAGAGCUGGCCAUCCUUGAUGGUCCAACGGCAUCCCCUUUCACCAUGGAAUCCGUAGGAGGAACACUAUCUUAGACGCUUCUAUUUAUCUGUAAUGCACGGCCGGGCCACUAGAUAUGCUCAUGUCAUGCCGAACUCAUCAUCUAUGAGCCACAAUCAGAUUCAUCACAUGACUUCUUCCAGCCUUUAAGAGUUUGACGUCGACGAAGGUCGUGCGAAGCCUUGGCUCCUGACCCCGAACAUGUCCAACAGCACUCUGGUCGGUGUAUUGAUUCUAGCACGGCAAGUAUUCGCUCCCAUUUCGUCCGGGAUGUGCCUAAUCUCUUUUCAGACACGGCGAUCGUGCAGGAUUCUACCAGGAUCCGACGACCUACACUCCAACUGGGACGGUUAUCACACCUCUGGGCACCCAACAAGAACUGCAAUUGGGAUCGAUCUUGCGCUCGAGAUACCUGAACGCAUCCUCGCCGCUCUUCGUCCGGGGGAUCAACUCGAGCCUGGUCAAUGCGAACCAGAUCCACGUACGGGCUGAUGCGGGCGGUGAGUCGGGCGUCAUAUACGAUUCGGCUGUGGCCAUGCUACAAGGGCUGUUCCCUGCAAACGCCAACUACACGACGAGCCUUUCCAACGGAUCCGUUAUCGAAGGAGCGGAGAGCGGCUACCAGUAUGUCCCCAUCGAAACCGUGGAAACCAACAACGAUGUCUCGCUUGAAGGUUGGACCUCCUGCGGGGCGUUCGACCAGUGGACCAGUGGUUUUUACGCAUCUCCUGCAUUCCAGGCCCAGGCCAACGAGAGCGCGUCCUUCCUGAGUCAGCUUCCGCCCUACCUGGACGGACGGGCAGUCACUCUGGAGAACAUGUGGAAUGUGAGCGCUGAUUCGGCAGCGGAGAUGUUGACUCAUUCAUAAAACAAAACAGAUCUACGACUUCAUGAACGUGCAAUCCAUUCACAAUAAGGCGUUUGCUCAAGCGCUGCCUCCGACGUUCCUCGCCCAGGCUCGGACACUUGCAAACUGGCACGAAUACGGAGUUUUCACAUCUCCCCAGCUCAACGGGAUCGGGAACAGUGAGUUUUCGACUUCGGUCUUCCACGGACAGGACACUGAACCCGAGGGACAGUCGCUGGCCGGACGAUUUUGCCCCAGAUGUUGCAAGAGCUGCAUAGCAUUGCCAAUGCUUCAGACCCGCUCAAGAUUGCCUACCAGGCAAUUGCAUACAAGCCCUUCCUGUCGCUCUUCAAUAUGACAGGCGUGGCGGAACAGAACCCGGAGUUGGCUGGAAUCGGUCAGUCUGCAAAGCAGAGUGAGGACGGCCGGUUGCUGAUAUUUUCCCAGUCAACUACGCGGCGGCGGUGGCGUUAGAAGUUCGCCAGCCUUCGGAUGGAAGCGAGGCUGUCUUGCGGUUCAAUUUCAAGAACGGCACAGGCCAGGACUUUGUCACCUACAACUUUUUGGGCUCCACAACGGACGUUCCGAUCUCCACUUUGGUCCAACACGUCAACGCAACGAUGAUUAACACCACGAUCCAAUGGUGCAAUGCCUGUGGAAACAACGCGAAUCGGGGCUGCGGAGAACUGGCCCUCGCCGCAUCGCAAGCCAGCGCCGUCGCCGUUGCUGGAUUCCACAGCCACCAUGACAGAAUCAGCCCAGUGGGUGCAGGCUUCCUCGGCGCAGGCCUGACUUUGGCCGUCUUUGCCAUCAUGUUUGGUGUUCUUGCGUUCUUGGGUCUCUUGACGUUCGGUCGCAAACGCUCUCAGCGCUCGAACACUCAAUCUGAAAAGAAGGUGUAAGACACGAAUAGUAAGCUGUACAAGUGUAAAUUGUUGUUCACAAUGUACCGGGAUGUUGGCGGAGAGGCCAUCGCCAACUAGCAGAUAGCUGCC